Molecule: messenger RNA, 1161 nt
Organism: Cornus florida
Lineage: Eukaryota; Viridiplantae; Streptophyta; Magnoliopsida; Cornales; Cornaceae
Product: protein ALF
Exons: 3
Coding region: 1-1161 (386 amino acids)
Biological process (GO): regulation of DNA-templated transcription
Molecular function (GO): DNA binding
Source: RefSeq, a predicted model, not a curated record
AUGGACCCUGAUGCCUUCUCAGCGAGCUUAUUCAAGUGGGACCCAAGAGGGGCUUUAGCACAGCCCAACCGGCUGCUAGAAGCGGUGGCACCACCGCCACUGCCGCCACCAGCGACAUACUCUGUCCGGCCGAGGGAGCUGCUGGGAGGACUUGAGGAGCUAUUCCAAGCUUAUGGUAUCAGAUAUUACACAGCGGCAAAGAUAGCUGAGCUUGGUUUCACAGCCAGCACUCUGUUGGACAUGAAGGACGAGGAGCUGGAUGACAUGAUGAACAGUGUCUCUCAGAUUUUCCGGAUGGAGCUCCUCGUCGGUGAGAGGUACGGUAUCAAAGCUGCUGUUAGGGCCGAGCGCCGCCGCCUCGAUGAGGAGGAAGCACGGCGGCGCCACCACCUCUCUGCUGACACCACCAACGCCCUUGAUGCACUCUCUCAGGAAGGGCUGUCAGAGGAACGAGUGCAGCAGGAGAAGGAAGCGGCGGGAAGUGGCGGUGGAGGGACAUGGGAGGUGGUGGGAGGGGGUGGCAAGAAGCAGAGACGGCGGAGGAAGGCAGAGAUGAGAAUGACAUCGUUAGAGGAUGAUAAUGAGGAUGAGGCUGAGGAGGAUGGCAACACGGUCGGUGGCGGUGGCAGUGAGAGGCAGCGAGAGCACCCAUUCAUCGUCACAGAGCCCGGUGAGGUGGCGCGUGGGAAGAAGAACGGCCUUGAUUACCUCUUCCACCUCUAUGAGCAGUGCCGUGAUUUCUUGAUCCAAGUCCAGAACAUAGCCAAGGAACGAGGUGAAAAAUGUCCCACCAAGGUGACAAACCAGGUGUUUAGGUACGCCAAGAAAGCUGGUGCAAGCUACAUUAACAAGCCAAAGAUGCGACACUACGUCCACUGCUACGCGCUGCACUGCCUCGACGAGGAUGCGUCCAACGCGUUGAGGAGAGCUUUCAAGGAAAGAGGAGAGAACGUCGGGGCGUGGAGGCAGGCGUGUUACAAGCCCCUCGUGGCCAUAGCUGCACGACAAGGAUGGGACAUUGACGCCAUCUUCACCGCCCAUCCCCGUCUUUCCAUCUGGUACGUGCCCACCAAACUCCGCCAGCUCUGCCACACCGAACGCAGCAGCUCCGCAGCUUCAAGCUCCGUGGCCCCCCGUGGUGGCGACCUACUGCACUUCUAG